Messenger RNA from Nelumbo nucifera (sacred lotus), 847 nucleotides. RefSeq names its product calcium-binding allergen Ole e 8. Gene Ontology annotation, molecular function: calcium ion binding. NCBI's taxonomy places the organism in Eukaryota, Viridiplantae, Streptophyta, Magnoliopsida, Proteales, Nelumbonaceae. The record is from RefSeq and is a predicted model, not a curated record.
UUUUUUAUCUUUUUUCGAUAAUCCGAACAACGAAAGCGGUUGGUUGGUGGUUCUAACGACGAAGAUCAAAGAAAACAAGUACAGAAGCUCUCGAAGCCCAGAGAGAGAGAGAGAGAACCAACCAUGUCCAAGAAAUCUGGUUCUUCAAUUGCACUGGAUGCUGAGAAGAGGGAAGAGAUUGAGAGAGUGUUCAGACGAUUCGACAUGAAUGGCGACGGCAAGAUAUCCUCCAAGGAGCUCGGCGACGUCCUACGAGCCCUCGGCACCGAGGUGUCGGCGGAUGAGGUUAAACGCAUGAUGGAGGAGAUGGACACCGACGGCGAUGGAUUCAUCGACUUGAAUGAAUUCGCCGACUUCCAUAGUUCCAUGAUUGGGGAAAAGAAGAGCGGUGAUGAGCUGAGCGAGUUGAAGGACGCCUUCGACUUGUACGACAAGGACAAGAACGGGUUGAUCUCGGCGGUGGAGUUGCAAAUGGUGUUGAAUGGGUUGGGAGAGCCGUAUACGGUUGACGAUUGCAGGCGGAUGAUCAGCUCCAUCGAUGCCGACGGUGAUGGAAACGUUAGCUUUGAGGAGUUCAAGGUGAUGAUGAACAAUGGAAGAGCUUCUGCUCAAUAGUUCUAAUCCUGUAAACAUCAAAAUCAAUCGAUGGAUGACGAAGCCAAACAUAUGUCUGUACAUGUGGUUUCAUGGAUUAAUCUCCGGUCUAUGUGUUUCGCUUCGUUUUUUUUUUUUUCUUUUGUUUCUGUUUGUGAUAUGAAUGAAUCUUGUCAAAGAAAACCAGAACGAAAGAACAUGAAUCGAUCAGCUCAAUUUCAUAGUUAUGGAAUUUUGUUUUUCUUUUAUCAUA